AUGAAACUUUUGCCUCUUUAUUUUUCAGCUUUCUCCGCGCAAUGCCCCGAUACUGACCUUCAAAAGCUCUGUUCGGACAAAUGUACAGACUUGUUAAACGAAUGCGUGGAAGAUUGCGGAAACGAUACAAGUUGCCAGUCACGAUGCCAAGGAACUUGGCUUGACUGUCUCAACGAGUGUCCAUGUAACAGUGGCUGUCCAAACGGAUGCAUGGUCUGUUCAAAUCCAGUUUGCGGCGGCACGGGCUUUGGUUUGAUUUUAAACGAACGAUGGGGAAGCUCAAACAGAGCGUAUAGCUUGAAUUUGGCUACGGAUGAGAUUCGAGUUGCUCAAGUUUCUUACAACGAUUUCGCCUUCGACAUGGAAGAUACCUGUACUGUCAUCUUUCGAGGCCAAACUUGGUUCUUAGGAGGAUAUUUCAAUGAACGAAAGAUCGCGAAUUUGGUCGGAUGCAGUGUUGUACCGAAAAGCUACGUUCUCACUGUCGGUCACAUUGACGGUGUUUACGGCUCUUGUGGCGCUUUGAACAACGAAGUCUACAUGUGCUUCGGUCACGAAAAUCUGGGCGAAGACGUGUGUACAAGAUGGGACGGCGAAAAUCAAACUGUCGUCCAGCAGCGAUCAACAAAAUACCACGAUUGGUCGAGCAUGAUAAACUACCAAGAUCAACUGAUGACCGUCGGUGGAUGUGGCUCAAUUAUCGACUGCAACAACAUGGUAGAGUUUUACACCGAAGAGGGAGGAUGGAAAACCGGUGCCAACUUCCCUCGAUGGGAAAUUUACGGCCACACGCUCACCACAGAUGGAGCAGGAAUCUAUCUCUUUGGCGGAAAAGUGCGUGGAGCCGUCAACAGUCAAGUUUACAGACUUCUUGAUGGAGAGUGGUCUGAGCUUGGUUACGUCAAGCAAGUUUUGACCGGGGCCCUUGUCAACUCUGCCUUCCAAAUGGGCCGAAAUGCUUAUGUUGGAAAAGAAUACCUCGAAAAAUUCACCCUGACGAGCGACAAUGUUGAGUCUGAGUCGAUUUAUGCUCCUGAUACCAACGAUUUGAAUCUCUACUACUCGCCAAUGAUCUUUUCAGACACCAUCAUGUGCGCUUAG
This is a messenger RNA of Oikopleura dioica, 1101 nucleotides long. The record is from the annotation of a GenBank genome assembly. NCBI's taxonomy places the organism in Eukaryota, Metazoa, Chordata, Appendicularia, Copelata, Oikopleuridae.